Molecule: messenger RNA, 1719 nt
Organism: Glycine soja
Lineage: Eukaryota; Viridiplantae; Streptophyta; Magnoliopsida; Fabales; Fabaceae
Product: UPF0481 protein At3g47200-like
Exons: 2
Coding region: 162-1580 (472 amino acids)
Source: RefSeq, a predicted model, not a curated record
AUAAGUAAUUUUCACUUUUGAAAUUUCUGAUAAGGCAAUUUUGCUAUAUCACUGAAUUUCUGAACUCAUAUCGUGAAGCUUUUUCAUGAACCGUGAACUUCACUAAUCUAGAACACGCAAAAAUACCCACCAAUUCUUCAAUAGCAUUAUUAUUGCACAACAUGACUGAGACACCACACCUCAGCCUAAAGUUUGAGCAACUAGAGAAAGCAAAGCAAAUUGCACAAAAUUCAGUCCCAAAGAUACAAAGGGUACCACAUCAUCUGCGAGAUCGAGAAAAUUUUGCCAAGCAUUACUUACCCAGGUUGGUGUCAAUUGGUCCAAUCCAUCAUGGUGCAGAGAAACUGCAGCUGGGAGAAAAAUAUAAGCUUAUGUGGGCAGCAAUGUACCUUGAACGCACCAAACAAGAUGCUCAAACUCUGUACCAAAAGAUCGCAUCGAAUAUCGAACAACUGAAGGAUCUGUUUGCGGAGGAUGUUAUUAGAGACUUCCCUGAUGACGAAAAGCUCUCGUGGUCGUGGAUGCUAUUUGUGGAUGGAUGUUCUCUGCUACAAAUCUUGGAGAAGGGAGAACUUCAGGAUCCAAAAGAAAUGAAUGUAAAGGUUGAUCAACUUGUUCUUGUGUGGCAGGAUGUGCUCUUGUUAGAGAAUCAACUUCCCUAUCAUGUGCUUAAACUGUUGUCAGACCAUGAGGAUGAUGCCAAGCUGGUAAAGAGCAUGAAUGAGUUUCUUAAGUGUCAUCAUUUGUCACCAGAGCUAAGAUCAAAGAAACAGGACAUUGGCAACUCUAUGACCAAGGAUGAACACAGAGCGUUGGAUGAAGAAGGGUACACAAGUGUUUAUGUAAAGAACGAAGACAUCCUGCAUGGAGAACACAAAAUAGAAAUAUCCCAGGAAUCACCUAUUCAUCUGCUUGAUCAGCUUCGCAGAUAUGUCCUUGAUGAUCCUCAUAAGAAACAAAAAAAUGAAACAGGAAACGUGAAAAAGGAAGAUCAGAACACAAAUGAAGACUUGGACAUGACAACAUACAGGAACAUACAAGAGCUGAGAGCAGCAGGGAUUAAACUAAAGAGAGAUAAGUCGCGUAGGCGGCUAAGAGAUGUGUCAUUCUCUUAUCGCUGGAUGUGCCUGUGUGCGGAAUUGACGCUUCCUCAGAUCACAGUCGACGACACAACAACUCCUACAUUUCUCAACUUGAUAGCGUAUGAGAUGUGUCCUGAUUUCAAGAACAACUUCGAGAUUUGUUCCUUUGUGGUCUUCAUGGACUCACUUAUCGACCAUCCCGAGGAUGUGAAGGAGCUGAGAGCAGCAAAGGUUCUGCACAAUGCUCUUGGAAGUGAUGAGGAUGUGGCAAAGCUUUUCAACACCAUAAGCGCUGACUUGGUGCCUGACAUGGAGAGUUAUUUGCAUGUUAGACGCCAAAUUGAGAAGCAUUAUAGGAGCAAAUAUAGGACAUGGAUAGCUCUUGGUUAUCAUACCUACUUUAGUAAUCCAUGGGCAGUCAUUGCUUUCCAUGCUGCUCUUGUUGUUCUAGUUCUCACUUUCAUCCAAACUUGGUUUACUAUUCACCCUGUUGGCUAAUUCACUCACCAUGUCAACAAAGUUGAAAUCAAAAUUCUUUAAUUUAAUUUGUAUACUUUCUUGACUAGUAUUUCAGGUCUCUUUCAGGUUCAGGUGAUUUUGUAUACUUUCUUGACUAGUAUUUCAAUUGUGUUGUGUA